AUGAGUGGCUGUCAUGGUUCUGUGCCCCAGGAGCAACGGCCUGGUACCGCUCGGGUUCUGGUGACUGAGCUGAGUGGUUCAGGCCACAUCAACCCAACUCCUUCCACUAAAACCUGCAGGGACUCUGAAACAGCAGUGGAGCUUUACCUUUCCCCAGAUGGCCUGAAGUCGCUGUGUGGAACUCAGGACCUUUCCCACGUAACGUCACUGGAGGUCUGCGUAGACACUCAGGAAAACACACUGGGUAACUUUGGUGCUUACUUGCCCAGAUUGGUGAGGCUCAAAAUGAACAACAGCAUCAUUAUGUCAGUGAGAGACCUGGGAACCACCCUCUCCCACCUGCAGGUGUUGUGGAUGUCUCGCUGCUGCCUGCAAUGCCUAGAUGGCAUUUCGACUUUGUGUUCUCUUAAGGAGCUGUACUUGGCUUACAACUACGUGUCAGAACUGAGUCCGAUUGGUAUGCUGGAGAACCUGCAGCUGUUAGAUCUGGAAGGGAAUGACGUGGAUGACCUCGUCCAGGUUCAGUAUCUGGGUUUGUGUCCUAAACUCCAGAUACUUACCCUGGAGGGCAACCCAGUGUGUUUACACCCAAACCCGACUUCCACUCAGAUGGCAGACUAUAGCUACCAGACAGCAGUGAGGGAGCUGGUCCCUCAGCUGCGUUACCUGGAUGGUGAAAGGGUAGAAGAGGACAAGCCGAGCUGCCAUACCACCAAGGGAGAAGAGCUGGAGAUUCUCAUAAACUCCAUUCGAGAUUGUAACUCCUCUCUGGCUGCUGGCAUGGACGAGGAGACAGCAGACAGUGCGUGUCCUUACAGCAGACCCAGCUCUGCCAGACGUCCUUCUUCCAGCCUCUCCUGCAUCUGGCCCAUGUCAUCAGCGGCCUCCAGACCACAUACUCGCUCCAGACCCAUGUCGGCAACCAGACCUGCAGUUCUCUCCCCUCCUGGGUCCAGACCUGGUUCUGCGGACUCAGAUCUAGCAGCAGUGGAAGCGGAAACCAGUGCUCUGACACAUGGAGCUGGCAAAAUUCUGUUCUGUGGAAAUCCAGUCCAGGCUAUUCGAGCGAGACGAGAAAAGUUGAAGACAGCGCCCACCAAAUCUACCGUCACCCCCCGGGACUUGCCCAUCCAUGUACCAGAACACACGUAUGACCUUGAGGAGCCUGAUCUCAGAGAGCGCGUCAACGUGUUUGCUGAGCUCAGAGCUUGGAGGGAGCAGCAUCGCAGUCGUCUUCAGGCCAUAGAGAGAGAAAGGUUACCACAGAUCCUGGCUAUUCAUCAUGAUGAUGAUGAUGAAGAAGAAGAAGAAGAGGCAGAUGAUGAUGAAGAAGAAGGCUUUAGUGGUAUGAGGAGUGACAGUAGCGUUGAAGAACCUGAAGAGGAGAAACACUGCGACAGCCGAGAUGCUGCCUCACCAGACUCCUCUUUCGAGUCUCUUUCUCCAGACCUGUAUCACAGAGAAGCCUUAUCCCCUGACAUGGCUCGACUGUCCUUGUCCCCAGACACCCCGCUGUUCCCUUCACCCCCUCUCAGUGCCACUGCAGCUUCUGGUAAUCGGACGAUAUCACAGAUCCGUGCACGCAGGCUUCGUCUCAGCCAGGCCAACUCAGAAAAUGCACCUGAUUUCAGCAGAGUAGCAUGCAAGCCUGGAACAGGUACAGCUGCCGCAGACACAGACCUCAUACUCCAGAGGGUCCAGCAGAUGACGAGGACCAAAGCGCCUGUGUUGCCCCAGUCUGCACCCACACCCCAUCCACCUCCAGCAAGUGCCCUGGGCGAAGGGCUCAUGGACUCAUGUGUGGAGAUGAACCAACCCAGUGCACAGCUGCGGCCUCACAAGUACAAGAUGUCCAAAAUCCUGAACAGGCCGGUGAUUACACGCCCUCACACAGCCAGGGCAGCCCUACAGAAACACCACCAGCACCACAUACUCCAGCCCAGCAGAGGGAGCUCCCAGCCAGACUGACAGCAGGCAGGGCUGGCUGGCAGAAAUGAGUAUGACUCGAAGAACUGUUCCACUGAGGGGGAUUGCUCCCGUUAUUUGACUCAUCGCUCAGUCAUGACUCAUCGUCCACACCGUGCUUUGAGGUGUGUCAGGGUUGCUGCUUGUAUUUAAAGAUGCUCUCUCUCUUUUAGUUUAUGAAAUCACUGACUGUUCUCCUGUUGGGACUCAGCAGUGCAUCAACAUCCAAGGAACUUAUUACUCACAGGGCUUUGACAGGAGUCGUCAAGUUAUUAACAUGACUAAUAGUGUACCUGGAGGACUUGCUAUACCGAGAUAAUCUCUCUAAUACGACUGAGUAGCCGGUUUUAGCUGGAUGAAAAUGAAAUCGGAUGUAACUGACGCCUCACAUUUGCAAUUCUCAGGACAAAAUAC
Messenger RNA from Stegastes partitus (bicolor damselfish), 2379 nucleotides. It is a transcript of the gene lrrc56, whose product is annotated as leucine rich repeat containing 56. The transcript is spliced from 12 exons. The record is from RefSeq and is a predicted model, not a curated record. Gene Ontology annotation, molecular function: protein binding. NCBI's taxonomy places the organism in Eukaryota, Metazoa, Chordata, Actinopteri, Pomacentridae. The coding region runs from base 1 to 1968 and encodes 655 amino acids.